Messenger RNA from Schistocerca cancellata (South American locust), 1928 nucleotides. RefSeq names its product tyrosine decarboxylase-like. The record is from RefSeq and is a predicted model, not a curated record. Gene Ontology annotation, molecular function: pyridoxal phosphate binding; carboxy-lyase activity. Gene Ontology annotation, biological process: amino acid metabolic process. The transcript is spliced from 9 exons. Bases 162 to 1928 code for a protein of 588 amino acids. NCBI's taxonomy places the organism in Eukaryota, Metazoa, Arthropoda, Insecta, Orthoptera, Acrididae.
GGGAACAUAACGUUGAUUUCAUUGUUUAUCUUUUGUCUACGUUGUAUACAAGAAACUCGUAUAUACUAUAAAUCAAUGCAAGUUAAAUAAACACAGUACAAAAUUUUGGAGUGAUGCCAUUUAUGUCAAAAUCUUGGAAGUAGCAACAGAAUCAGUUCAAUAUGCAACGCGUUAGUGGCAGGAGACUUAGGAAGGCCUAUACUGAUGAAGAUGGAAUGGCCAUUGAGGAGUUUAGGGAAUGUGGUGAACAGAUAAUUGACUUAAUACGUGAUUAUAAAGAGCAUAUCAACUUAUUGAAAGCACGAUCAGACAAAAAGCCUUUCUACCUGCAGCCACUUAUGCCAGACCAUGCUCCUGAGAAACCAGAAGAUUGGGAUACAAUAAUGGCUGAUUUUGAAGAUUAUAUAUUGCCUGGUGUGAACCAUGUAAACCAUCCAUGUUGUUUCUCUUAUACUCCUGCAGCAAAUUCAUAUCCUGCAAUUCUUGGUGACAUGUUAUCCAGUUCCAUAGCAUGCCAUAAUUUUUCAUGGUUUUCAAGUCCAGCCGCCACUGAAUUGGAGAUGGUAGCUUUGGAUUGGUAUGCUAAAGCAAUAAAUCUACCAAAAACAUUCUUUCAUUCAUUUACAAGGAGCAAAGGUGGAGGAUGUAUUCAGGGUUCACCAAGUGAAUGUAUCUUUAUAUCACUCAUUGCUGCACGCCAUCAGGCUAUUAAAGCAUUGAUGGUUGAUAAAAAGAAGGAUGAAAUAGUAGAAAGCUGUAAAAUUCUGAGUAAGCUUGUAGCUUAUACAUCAAAAGAAUCUUGCCCAAGUAUUGAAAAAGCAGCCAAACUCUCUUAUGUGAGACUACGUCUCUUGAAUGUUGACAAGAAUAAUUGUCUUCGAGGUGACAUAUUAAAGAAGGCAAUAGAAGCUGAUAUAAGGGAAGGGUUUGUUCCAUUCUAUGUAGCUGCAACACUUGGUACAACCACAGUGUGCUCAUUUGAUAAUGUAAAGGAAAUUGCUCAAGUCUGUAGUGACUACUCUCUUAUCUGGCUUCAUGUAGAUGCGGCAUAUGCAGGCAAUGCUUUUAUUUGCCCAGAAUUUAGAUAUUUGAUGAGUGGUAUCGAAUAUGCACGAUCAAUAAAUGUCUGUCCCAGCACGUGGUUUCUAGUCAAUUUUGACUGUUCAUGCCUGUGGGUCCAGAACUAUCAACACCUUAUUGAAUCACUGGCAGUAAACAAAUUGUAUUUGCAAGAUGACUGGGAAGAUGAAACUGUAGAAUUUCGUCAGUGGGGUAUACCACUCUCUCGGAGAUUCCGGGCUCUAAAGCUGUGGCUUGUAUUGAGAUGCUAUGGUAUUAAUGGAAUACAAUACCAUAUUAAGAGACAUUGUCAUUUAGCCAAACUCUUUGAGUCCUACAUAAAGAAAGAUAAGCGUUUUAUACUGAUGAAUGAUUGCUUGAUGGGAGUGGUAUGCUUCCGAGUAGCCCAGUUGGAUGAUUAUGAGUCUGUUACUGAAGAUCAACUGACACAGCUGCUGUUGGCUCUAAUUAAUGUAUCAGGGAAAGUUAGUGGAACACCAGUUUAUGUACAGAGUUUCUUUUCAAUCAGACUUUGUAUAUGCUAUGACAGUGUUACAGAAGAACAAAUAGCUAAUGCAUGGACAGCUAUCAGUAAUUGUCUGGCCAUAUUAGAAACAUAUUUUACUGAGCGUGCUCAGUUUUCUAUGAGAAAACCUCUCAGCUAUAAAGAACAAAUUGAGUAUCUGGACUUCUUAAGAAGUAACAGCUCCACUAGAAGCAUACCACAGUCGGAGUACAGAAGACUGGCUUAUGGAGCGAAACUUAAUGACUUUUAUUCGCCAAUUUACGUCCCUGAAAGCGACGAUGACUUAGCUGAGAAGAUAGACUUGGGCAAGCUGCUGAAACGAGGUGGUAGAUUUUCUAUCUGA